Messenger RNA from Leptinotarsa decemlineata (Colorado potato beetle), 600 nucleotides. RefSeq lists its product as uncharacterized. The record is from RefSeq and is a predicted model, not a curated record. NCBI's taxonomy places the organism in Eukaryota, Metazoa, Arthropoda, Insecta, Coleoptera, Chrysomelidae.
GUCGCAUCCAAACUGGCAACAAAAUAUAUCAUCUGGGAAUGGAGAAGGUAUCCUUCUGUCAAGCAAUGAAACAAUGUGAUGAUUUAUCCAUGAAACUCAGCACAAUAGAAAACGAGUCUGAAAAUGAAGCAGUACUCAAAUAUCUGACAAAGAAAGGUGUAAACACGCCAGUUUGGAUUUCUGCUAACAAGUGUUAUGGAACUAAAUGGUAUACUUUGGAUGGCAAAGAACUGUCAUAUUUCAACUGGAGUCCGAAUGAACCUCAAGGAAAAGGAUAUUGCGUAGGAGUUACAGACUCUAAUAAUUCUCUUGAGUGGAAGGAACUGUCGUGCAAAAAUCAACUUCAAUAUGUUUGUGAACGUUACCAGCUCGAGGAUGAGUGCGAAAGUAAGGAGGUAUCCCUCUUGAAAGUUGAACUUGAGGGUCAAACUUGUUACAUUAAAAAUACAACUGAAGUGGAGCCUCAGUUUAUUUUCAUUGAUAAGCAGAUGAAAAACCAUGAAGCUAUUGAGUAUUGUAAGCGGCAGUCAGGUGGCAAGUUGUUGGAAAUACUCGACGAAGAAAAACUGGAUACUGUUUUCCAGGCUAUGAAAGAAAAAG